GGAAGACUUGGCUGGGAAGGACCAGUUCCAAAUUUCCCACAACACAUGCAGUGGGCAAGUGGAUGUGGGGGGAGUGGAGAGAAAGAAAAAGAUCAACGGCCUCACAACUUGCCAUCAGCGUCUUGCACCACUUCCCAGCGCUCAGCUUCCGCCGAUAUUUCCCCUUCUCUUUCACCCCAGUCAAACACCGACCAGAUGGGGAAGGAGGCCUCUUUAUGAUGUCACUGCUGCUGCUUCUGCUGUCCUUGCUGUUGUGUGGGUCUCAACUUCAGGCGGGAGACUAUGUCCUACAGGUGAAGAGAGUCGUGAAGGCACAGGAGGGUCUGUGCAUUUUGGUGCCCUGCUCUUUCUCCUCCCCUGAGGCCCGCUGGUAUAAUGCUUUCUCAGCUUAUGGCUACUGGUUCAAAGAAAUCAGAAAACCAUCACUUGACUUUCCAGUGGCCACAAAUAAUGAAAACAAAUUGCUAGAACCAGGAACCCAGGGGCGAUUCCAGCUCCUUGGGGAUCUCCUCAAAAGGGACUGUUCCUUGCUGAUCAAAGAUGUGUAUUGGAGAGACGCGGCAAGGUAUUUCUUCCGGAUAGAGAGAGGAUUUGAGAAAUUCAGUUUUCUGGAUGGGUUCACUCUGCAAGUGGAAGCCCUGACUCAGAAGCCAGAUAUCUUCAUCCCUGAGAUCCUGGAGCCUGGGCAUCCAGUGACAGCUGUCUGCCUGUUUUCCUGGACCUCUGAGCAAUGCCCAGCUCCUUCUUUCUCCUGGACGGGGGCUGCUGUCUCCACCCAAGAACCCAGACAGCAAUUCUCCUAUUACUCUGUGCUGAGCUUUACCGCGAGACUUGAGCACCAUGACACCGAGCUCACGUGUCGGCUGGAGUUCUCUAGGAAGAACAUGCAAAGGACUGUCCGACUAAGCGUGGCCUAUGCCCCCAGAUCUCUUGCUAUCAGCAUUUUCCGUGACAAUGUGUCAGUCGCAGAAUUGCCUGGAGACACUCCACAUCUGGAAGUCCAGCAAGGCCAGUCUCUGCACCUCCUCUGUACUGCUGACAGUCAGCCCCCUGCAGCACUGAGCUGGGCCCUGGAGGACCGAGUCCUCUCUUGGUCCAGCCCUGUGGGUUCCAGAUCUCUGGCACUGGAGCUGCGCUGGGUAAAAGCUGCAGACACUGGACGCUACACCUGCCAAGCAGAGAACAUGCUGGGGUCCCAGCAACGUACCCUGGACCUCUCUGUGUUGUAUCCCCCAGAGGACCUGAGAGUAACUGUUUCCCAAGCGAACAGGACAGUGUUGCAAAUCCUCAGGAAUGUCACCUCCCUCGCAGUCCUGGAGGGCCAGAGCCUGUACCUAGUCUGUGUCACCUAUAGCAACCCCCCGGCCAGUCUGAGCUGGGCUGGGGGGACACAGACCCUGAUCCCAACGCAGUCUUCAGAGCCUGGGGUGCUGGAGCUGCCUCUGGUCCAGAGGGAACACGAAGGGGAAUUCACCUGUACUGCACAGAACCCACUGGGUGCCCGGAGCAUCUCCCUGAGCCUCUCUGUGCACUACCCUCCGCAGAUGUCUAGCCCCUCCUGCUCCUGGGAGGCUGAGGGCCUGCACUGCCGCUGCUCCUCCAGGGCCUGGCCUGCCCCCUCCCUGCGCUGGCGGCUGGGGGAGGGGCUGCUGGAGGGGAACAGCAGCAAUGCCUCCUUCAAGGUCACCUCCAGCUCACUUGGGCCCUGGGUCAACAGCUCUGUGAGCCUCUUUGGGGAGGUGGGGCCCAGCCUCUGGCUCAGCUGUGAGGCCAGGAACACCCAUGGGGCCCAGACCGCCUCUGUCCUACUGCUGCCUGAUAAGGACAGUCCCUCAGCAUUCUCCAAGGGAGCAGUUUUGGGCUUUGGCAUUACAGCCCUCCUCGCCCUCUGCCUCAUCAUGAUCAUUGUGAAGACCCUACAGAAGAAAGGAUCCCACGACAAAACCUUGAGACCCAAGCUGUCACGCGGCAGCACAGUCCUGGAUUACAUCAAUGUGUUCCCCAAGACCAGGUCCCUGGCUCGGAAUUGCAAGGCCAAGCCAGAAACUCCUUCCAGGGUCCCGCCCCUGGACGCUCAGUCCCCUAAAUCAAAGAAGAACCAGGAGGAGCCACAUGUAACACCUCCUGGCUGCCCAGGCCCCAGAUCAUCCUCUCAGGCCCCAGUCUCUGAGCAUAAUCCAGAGGAACUCCAUUAUGCUGCUCUCACCUUCUCCCGCCUCAGACUGGGGGAGACCCAGGAUGCCCAGGAUGCCUCUUCUGAUUAUGCAGAAGUCAGAUUCCACUGAGGGCACCCUGGACUUUAGGACUGAGACCACCCACAGGGAAAACGGUACGUCAGUGAAGAAGGCCUCCAAAGAGCACAGCUUUUUAGUUGGACAUGAUAGCACAAGCCUUUGAUUCUAGCACUUGGGAGGCAGAGGCAGGCAAAUCUCUGUAAGUUCUAGGCCAGCCUGGUCUACAAAGCGAGUCCAGGACAGCCAGGGAUGUUACACAGAGAAACCUUGUCUCAAAAAUAAAUCAAUAAACAAACAAACAAACAAACA
Molecule: messenger RNA, 2543 nt
Organism: Psammomys obesus (fat sand rat)
Lineage: Eukaryota; Metazoa; Chordata; Mammalia; Rodentia; Muridae
Gene: Siglec10
Product: sialic acid binding Ig like lectin 10
Exons: 11
Coding region: 63-2285 (740 amino acids)
Biological process (GO): cell adhesion
Cellular component (GO): plasma membrane
Molecular function (GO): sialic acid binding
Source: RefSeq, a predicted model, not a curated record